AUGGGCUCGUUUCAGGGCAAGGCCCUUACAGUGGUUCCUUCAACCGUUCCAGAAGGACAUUGCCAAAAAGCGGAACAAAUUACUGAUUCUCUCAGACGCUGCCCGAGCGAGCCUGACUUGGUGGACGCUCCCAUCCAACCUAUCUCGGGGUCUCCCUUAUAUCCACGAAACACCUACUCAGUUGUUCACAGACGCAAGUCUAACGGGAUGGGGAGCUACUCUCCGAGGCCAACCAGCGCAGGGAGUCUGGGAUCUCAGUCAGCAGACAAGGAGCAUCAACUUCCUAGAGAUAACUGCUGUAUGGAAUGCCCUUCUGCACUUCGGUCCCCAGUUGCAGGGGACUCAUCUCCUCAUCAGAACAGACAACAUAGCCACAAAGGCUCAUAUAAACAAGCAGGGAGGAUUCAGAUCAUCGUCUCUCCACAAGCAAGCCUCCAAGAUACUAGAGUGGGCCGAGAUCCAUCUAGCCUCGAUAUCAGUGGAGCACAUCAGAGGGGUGCAGAACAUCCAGGCCGAUUGGCUCAGCAGGCAACGCCUCGACGAAGCCGAGUGGGCCUUACACCCAGAGGUAUUCAAUCAGAUGGUCAACAGGUUUGGCCUUCCACAAGUAGACCUUUUCGCGACUCCAGCCAACUCCCAGCUCAAAAGGUUCUAUUCCAGAUACCACCAGGCCGGAGCGGAAGGGACGGAUGCUCUCCUAUCCCCGUGGCCGAACGGACUGCUCUACGCAUUCCCACCUCUUCCUCUCAUUCCCAGAGUGCUCCGGCGCAUUCGGAGCCUUCGGACCACAGUACUGUUCGUAGCUCCGGACUGGCCAAGGAGACCUUGGUAUCCGGUAUUACAACAGCUAUCCAUUCAGCCUCCCUGGCGACUUCCAGUCAGACAGGACCUUCUGCUCCAAGGACCGAUUUGUCACCCGGAUCCCGGGUGGUAUCGUCUAACCGUUUGGCACUUGAAAGGCGAGGCCUCUUAGAUCAGGGGUACAGUACUGACAUCGUAGAUACCAUCUUAGCCAGCAGAAGACCGGCCACACAAAGGAUAUACGGAGCUACCUGGAAGGUGUUCGCCACUUGGUGUCACCGCAACUCCAAGAAUCCACUAAAACCGAAGGUACCUGACGUCUUAUCCUUCCUCAAAGACGGACAUAAACUCGGUCUUAAAGUCUCCACAUUACGACGACAAUUGGCCGCAAUAGCCACGCUGGUACCUCGUAUAGGUCGGUACCCUCUAACAAAGCAUCCUCACAUCUGUGCCUUCCUUAGAGGAGUUAAAUUGACAUCCCCUGCGGUGGUUCAUAGAUUCCCUUCUUGGAAUCUGCGUUCGGUUCUGCUAGCCUUGACCAAACCACCGUUUGAACCCCUUAGAAAAGUUGACCUUAAGUGGCUCCGCAUGAAAACUUUGUUUCUUACCGCAGUCACUUCAGCCAGAAGGGUUUCGGAACUAGGAGCACUCUCCGUCAGGCCAGAUCUUUGCAUAUUUCGCAAGAAUAGAGUGAUUCUCCGUACUGAUCCUUCUUUCAUUCCAAAGAUUCAGACUCGCUUUCACCUUGAACAGGAGAUGGUCCUUCCUACCUUCUUCCCGAAUCCUUCUAAUCAGAAGGAGAGAGAAUGGCACUCCCUAGAUGUAAAAAGGGCCUUGCGCAUUUACAUCAGAAAAACCCAACAUAUUAGAAAGUCAGAGCGUCUCUUCAUUACCUUGACGGCACCCAAUAAGGGAGGCGCCAUGUCUCGGGCAGCUAUUAGUAGCACCAUUAAGGCCUGUAUUGCCCAGGCCUAUAAGACUUCCGGAGUGAGAACUCCACCUGGCAUCACCGCACACUCGGUCAGGAGUGCGGCCACCACGGUAGCAUUUAGACACAAGGUGUCUUUGGAACAAAUAUGUAAUGCUGCUACUUGGUCUUCCUUGUCAACAUUUACCAGACAUUACAAAGUGGACUCUUUUUCCAGAGAGGCAUGUGCCUUUGGUCUGGGAGUCCUUCAGACUUCUACUCAUAUUGCCCGAGCCAGCUUCCAGGUUGAUGCUUUCGGAUCUUCUUUUAUCCUGGAUGUAGAAUUAAACCAUGAUUUACUAUCUUCAGACUACCUUGAGAGACAUAUCAAACAUGGAGGAAAGACGGUGGAAGUUAAAGGAGGAGAACACUGUUAUUACCACGGUCAUCUGCGAGGGAAUCCAGAAUCUUUCGUUGCCCUUUCAACAUGUCACGGGCUUCAUGGCAUGUUCUAUGAUGGAAAUCAUACGUAUCUUAUUGAACCAGAGGAGAAUUACACCUCACAUGAGGAAUUCCAUUUACAUUCGGUUUAUAAAUCCAGAUUAUUUGAAUUUCCUUUGGAUGAUCUUCCCUCUGAAUUCUGGCAUAUGAAUACCACAUCACAAAGAUUUGUUAUGAAACCAAGACACAGAAGAAGCAAAAGGCAGGUCCAUCAGACUCCACAUAAGAUUGAAGAGGAAACAAAAUAUGUUGAGCUAAUGAUUGUAAAUGAUCAUCUGAUGUUCAAAAAGCACCGAUUAUCGGUUGUCCUCACAAACAACUUUGCUAAAUCAGUAGUGAAUGUGGUAGAUAUGAUUUAUGAAGAACAACUCAACACCAGGAUAGUAUUGGUUGCUAUGGAAACCUGGAGUACUGAUAACAAGUUCACCAUAUCUGAAAACCCACUGGUGACCCUGCGUGCGUUUAUGAAAUACAGAAGGGAUUUUAUCAAAGAGAAAAGUGAUGCAGUUCAUCUUUUUUCAGGGAGUCAAUUUCAGAGCAGUCGCAGUGGGGCAGCUUACAUUGGUGGAAUUUGCUCAUUACUGAAAGGUGGAGGUGUGAAUGAAUUUGGAAAAUCUGAUUUAAUGUCCGUUACGUUGGCACAGUCCUUGGCUCACAAUCUUGGUAUUUUCUCAGACAAAAGAAAACUGCAAAGUGGUGAGUGUAAAUGUGAGGAUACAUGGUAUGGAUGCAUAAUGGGAGACACUGGCUACUUCCUUCCAUCCAAGUUCUCCAAAUGUGAUGUUGAGGAGUAUCAUGAAUUUUUAAAUAAUGGAGGUGGAGCCUGCCUUUUCAAUAAACCUUCCAAGCUUCUUGAUCCUCCAAUAUGUGGCAAUGGUUUUGUUGAAGCCGGCGAAGAGUGUGACUGUGGUAUUCCCACUGAAUGUGCUGUUGAAGGGGGCGAUUGCUGUCAUAAUUGCUCUCUAACGGCUACCUCCCAGUGCAGUAAUGGACUUUGUUGCAAGAAAUGCCAGUUUGAAGCAAAAGGAGUUGUGUGCAGAGAAGCAGUAAAUGAUUGUGAUAUUCCGGAGCGUUGCACAGGCUCUUCAAAUCAGUGUUCUCCAAAUCUCCACAAAAUGGAUGGGUACUCAUGUGAUAACCAACAGGGCACUUGUUUUGGAGGACGAUGCAAAACAAGAGACAGACAGUGUAAAUAUAUUUGGGGAGAAAAUGUGACAGCUGCUGACAAAUAUUGUUACGAUAGACUGAAUAUAGAAGGGACUGAGAAAGGUAACUGUGGCAGAAACAAAGAUACUUGGAUACAGUGUGAAAAUCAGGAUGUACUUUGCGGCUAUCUCCUGUGCUCCAAUAUCGUCUCUAACAUGCCAAGACUUGGUGAACUUGAAGGUGAAAUCACAUCAUCUUCUUUCCAAACUUCAGGGAAAUCCUAUAACUGCAGUGGUGGUCAUGUUAAGCUAGAGGAAGAUGCAGAUCUUGGCUAUGUAGAAGACGGGACACCCUGUGGUCCUGAAAGGAUAUGUUGGGAACACAAAUGUCUUGCUGUGGAUUCGUUUAACUUCAGCUCCUGCCCAGGAAGCUCAGCAGGCAACAUUUGUUCAGGACAUGGAGUUUGCAGUAAUGAAAUACAGUGUGUCUGUGAUCCAUUAUGGACAGGUGAAGAUUGCAACACCAGUCUCGCAGAACAAAAAAGCGGCAAAAAUAUUACCAAUCCAGGUGUGGCUAGCACAAAUAUUAUUAUAGGUGCCAUUGCUGGUACCAUUUUAGUGUUGGCUCUCAUUCUGUGCAUCACUGCUUGGGGUUACAAAAACUAUCGAAGACAGAGACAAAUUCCUCAGGGAGAUUAUGUAAAAAAGCCUGGUGAGGCCGACUCCUUUUAUAGCGACAUGCCUCCUGGAGUCAGCACAAACUCUGCGUCUAGUUCUAAGAAGAGGUCUGCUUUUCUGUCGCAUUUUCAGAUUUCUACCUGUUCCAUCACACAUUAUUCCAUUAGUCAGAACCUUUCAUUGUUUUGCAGCAGGUCAAACGGAUUAUCUCAUUCAUGGAGUGAAAGAAUCCAAGAUGCAAAGAACCUUUCGGACAUCUGUCAAAAUGGGAGACCAAGGAGUAACUCAUGGCAAGGUAAUAUAGGAGGAAACAGAAAGAAAGGCAAAGGCAAAAGAUUUAGGCCACGGUCCAAUUCAACUGAGUAUUUAAACCCAUGGUUCAAAAGAGAAUAUAAUGUAGCUAAGUGGGUAGAAGAUGUGAAUAAAAACACUGAAGGACCCUACUUUAGGACUCUUUCUCCUGCAAAGUCCCCAUCAUCUUCUACUGGUUCCAUUGCCUCCAGCAGAAAAUACCCAUACCCCAUGCCUCCACUUCCUGAUGAAGAGAAAAAAGCCAACAGAGCAAGUGCCAGGCUAUGGGAGACUUCCAUUUAGUUCCGCUGUCUACCUGAGCUGAUGUCAGAACUGUUUACUUCAGGUUUUAUACAAACUCAGCAUCACUGAGUCACUGAACAUUCAUCUGCUUAUUGGACAGUUUGACAGGACAGAGAUGUGCAUCGGCAUGGAGCAAACGAGUUCUCCUGGUGAUGGAAUAGUCAGUUUCCUGCAGCUGACUAGGAUUUUGUUAAUGACAAGUGUAAGAACAACCGAACCAUAGACAAAAUAUUAACCUGUGGGACUGAACAUGAUAAGGUUAUUCCGCAUGAUGACAGAUAAUAUGUAGACAUGCUGUUAAAACUAAUUGGAGUCCCCGCUGUUGGUUUUCUCUGGUCUAAUAUAGUCCCAAAUAACUAAAACAAGGAAUUCGGAAUUUGGUAUGUAAACAUUUAUGCUAGGUGCAUGAAUCCCUCUGUUCUCCACUUUCCAUGUGUAAAGCAUUAAUCAUUAUAUCAUAGUAGAAUUAGCAUGCAGGAAUAUGAAAUGGAGGACUUUUCCACAGGUGGAGUCUAAAGCUAUGAGACGCAAACAUUUGACAUAAGCAUCCAACAAAAAAGUGACUUUUUUACCUUUUGUGAUUAUAUACUCAGUACAAGAAAUGCAUAUAUGUGUAAAAAGUUGUAAAAUACCAACAAAGCAAUCAUAUAUAAUGUGGUGUUUGUCUGAAAAAUGUUGUGACUGAACAUUAUCACGUACUUCAAAGAUCUAGGUGUUGGAAAGAAGCAAUUCUAAAAAAUACUGUGGUUGAGAUACCGGGACACUGUCUCUCAGAAAUGAGCUUUGGACCAAAAUCUAUAUAGUUUAUUCAAACUCUGGGGAGGGGACAAUUCAGCUAUUGUCCAGCCAAAGUUAAGCACAUUUACGUCACAUUGAUUUAAAUGGGAGAAUAUUAAGUAAAUGUUUAAUUCUU
Messenger RNA from Euleptes europaea (tarantolino), 5539 nucleotides. RefSeq names its product ADAM metallopeptidase domain 22 (gene ADAM22). Gene Ontology annotation, biological process: DNA recombination; proteolysis; DNA integration. Bases 1 to 4626 code for a protein of 1541 amino acids. The transcript has 31 exons. Gene Ontology annotation, cellular component: postsynaptic density membrane. Lineage: Eukaryota; Metazoa; Chordata; Lepidosauria; Squamata; Sphaerodactylidae. Gene Ontology annotation, molecular function: metalloendopeptidase activity; DNA binding. The record is from RefSeq and is a predicted model, not a curated record.